Molecule: messenger RNA, 2013 nt
Organism: Nerophis lumbriciformis (worm pipefish)
Lineage: Eukaryota; Metazoa; Chordata; Actinopteri; Syngnathiformes; Syngnathidae
Gene: atp6v0d1
Product: ATPase H+ transporting V0 subunit d1
Biological process (GO): proton transmembrane transport
Cellular component (GO): proton-transporting V-type ATPase, V0 domain
Molecular function (GO): proton-transporting ATPase activity, rotational mechanism
Source: RefSeq, a predicted model, not a curated record
GCAGUCAGCUGAUGCUAAGGCUAAUGCUCAGCAGCACUCAGGCAGGCAGACGCUUAUGCGGCAGAGAAAGAUCUGACGGCCUGACAGGAUGCCUUUCUCCGAGCUUUAUUUCAACGUUGAUAACGGAUACCUUGAGGGGCUGGUCAGAGGAUUUAAAGCCGGAAUAUUGUCUCAGGCCGAUUAUUUAAACCUUGUACAAUGUGAGACCCUCGAAGACCUGAAGCUGCACCUGCAGAGCACAGACUAUGGCAGCUUCUUGGCCAACGAGGCAUCACCUCUCACUGUGUCCGUUAUUGACGACAAGCUAAAGGAGAAGAUGGUAGUGGAGUUUUGCCACAUGAGGAACCAGUCAUAUGAGCCACUGGCCAGCUUCAUGGAUUUCAUCACGUACAGUUAUAUGAUUGAUAACGUCAUCCUGCUUAUAACGGGAACCCUUCACCAGCGGGCCAUCGCUGAGCUGGUGCCAAAGUGUCACCCACUGGGCAGCUUUGAGCAGAUGGAGGCGGUGAACAUCGCUCAGACUCCAGCUGAGCUGUACAACGCCAUCCUGGUGGACACACCCCUCGCUGCAUUUUUCCAAGACUGUAUAUCUGAGCAGGACUUGGAUGAAAUGAACAUCGAAAUCAUCCGUAACACACUCUACAAGGCUUAUCUAGAAGCAUUCUAUAAGUUCUGUUCCAACCUGGGAGGAACCACAGCUGAUACCAUGUGUCCCAUCUUAGAAUUUGAGGCUGACAGAAGAGCCUUCAUCAUCACCAUCAACUCGUUUGGUACAGAGUUGUCUAAGGAGGACCGUGCUAAGCUCUUUCCUCACUGUGGGAAGCUUUACCCAGAAGGCCUUGCUCAGUUGGCUCGGGCAGACGACUACGAGCAGGUCAAGGCUGUGGCGGACUACUAUCCUGAGUACAAGUUACUUUUUGAGGGUGCUGGCAGCAACCCAGGUGACAAAACGCUGGAGGAUCGCUUCUUUGAACAUGAGGUGAAACUGAACAAACUGGCUUUCCUCAAUCAGUUCCAUUUCAGUGUUUUCUAUGCCUACGUCAAACUCAAGGAGCAGGAGUGCAGGAACAUUGUCUGGAUCGCCGAGUGCAUUGCCCAGCGGCACCGUGCCAAGAUUGACAACUACAUUCCUAUCUUUUAAAUUCCCUCUUACACUUUUUUUUCUCUUCCUCCCACCUCCAUGUCAUUCAGUCCUUUGAUUUAGUCUGUCCACUCCCACCUUGGUGUUAAAUUAUCUCAUGUCCCCAUGCUAAGCAGUCUCCAUUUUUAAUGUGUAAGUGUGAGUUGACCCUCAAGAGACCAUGUUCAAAUAGACCUUUUACAACAAUCAAUAUCCAUUGGUUAUGGUGUCAACUGCUUAUAGUCAAUUAAUCUGUUUUAUAUCAGUUAAAUGCAGGUAAUAUCAACUUUAUUCAGGAUUCCAGGUUGUGGAAAAUCUUCAACAAAAUGCCUGGAAUUAUGAUCUGCAGCACAUAUAAAUCAGAGGUUAGAAAAACUACAAAAAUAGGAGUUUGUUUCAAUUAUUUUUUAAAGCCCCAGCGGGUAAAUACACUUAACACCAAUCAAAAGUUGACAACUUGGUGUGCUUGUGUGUUGUAAGGUGAUGAACAUUAUUUUGUUGAAUCUCAAUUUAGAUCCAUAAACAGACUUAAUGGAGAAAAAAAACUGGAAUAUCAAAGAAAGGGAUUCCUCAGAUUAACCUGCUAUAUAAAGCUUAUUGUCAUGUUUCUCAAACACUAUUGUGUAAAAUGUAAGUCCCUAUCCUCUGCAAGCUAGAGUGUUGUCGGAUGUAAGAUGCAAAAGUUUGCAUUUUGCAUCAAAGCUGUUGUAUUAUUGAAUACUACAAUGAGGCAUGUUGUGUGUCAGUGUACAAAAUGGCUAUUUAAAGAUUAGAUUAUGAAGAUUGAUUGUGGUUUCAUUCAUGCUGUACAAAUUGCGUCAUAGCUGUUUGAUGUCUUUCCUGUGAAAUGCGUUGUAAAUGUGACAAAAAUAAAGAAGACUGUGCACACCGCA